Cladophialophora psammophila CBS 110553 is the source of this 549-nucleotide messenger RNA. RefSeq lists its product as uncharacterized. Lineage: Eukaryota; Fungi; Ascomycota; Eurotiomycetes; Chaetothyriales; Herpotrichiellaceae. The transcript has a single exon. The record is from RefSeq and is a predicted model, not a curated record. Bases 1 to 549 code for a protein of 182 amino acids.
AUGUCUGCUCCAAACAACGACGAUGUCGACAUAACUCUAGCAAACAGCAUGGUGGCUGUGACUCUGGCAAAUGGUACUGCGUCUUCAACUCCAGCAAACGACACUACACCUACAACUCCAGCAAACGACACUACAUCUACAACUCCAGCAAACGAUACUACGGCUACAACUCCAGCAAACAACAAUGCGGCUACGGCUCCGGGAACGGACAAUGUGGCUACGCCUCCAGCAAACGACAAUAUGGCUACUACCCCAGCAAAUUCCGGGCCCUACACCUUCCCAAAUUAUCCCGACUUCCCCAGAAUCUUGUUUCGUGCAAUGAGUGAGCGCGAAUUCAACCUUUCGGAAGAGAGCCAGCCAGGUCCGCUUGGACUGAGGUAUCUGACGUACGUGUUGGGAGAGGCUUUCGACAUUAUCGCGGUGGAAGGCGACAUGUGGCUGGCGAUCAAUCAAGACGAUGAGAGCCGGCGAAUGGGCUGGAUCUGGAACAAGGAUUUCGUUCGUAUGCCUGCGGACUGGAGAAACACCGAGACAGACUGGACAGAUUGA